This is a messenger RNA of Oryza brachyantha (malo sina), 2159 nucleotides long. RefSeq lists its product as uncharacterized. The coding region runs from base 14 to 1906 and encodes 630 amino acids. Gene Ontology annotation, molecular function: oxidoreductase activity; NADP binding; NAD binding. The transcript has 10 exons. The record is from RefSeq and is a predicted model, not a curated record. NCBI's taxonomy places the organism in Eukaryota, Viridiplantae, Streptophyta, Magnoliopsida, Poales, Poaceae.
AGUGGAGGCAGUCAUGGAGGGGAGCAAGGCGGAUGCGGCGGCGGAGGCAGCGGCGUUUGGGUUCCCUUCUCCGGUGCGGCCGGGCGCGACGCGGGUGGGGUGGGUCGGCAUCGGCGUCAUGGGUGGCGCCAUGGCCGCGCGCCUCCUCGCCGCUGGGUUCGCGGUGACCACGUACGCGCGCACGCCGGCAAAGGCCGAGGCCCUAGUCGCUGCCGGCGCGAGGCUUGUGGACUCUCCGGCCGCCGUGGCUGCGGCGUCCGACGUGGUGUUCACCAUGGUUGGGAACCCCCGUGAUGUCCGUGCGGUCGUCCUGGACGCUGUCUCCGGUGUUCUCGCUGGCCUCUGUCCCGCCGGCGUGGUUGUGGACUGCACGAGCUCAUCCCCUUCCCUCGCGCGCGAGGUCGCGGCGGCGGCGCGCGCCGCCGGGUGCUACGCCGUGGACUCCCCGGUCUCCGGCGGCGACGUCGGCGCCCGCGACGGCACGCUUGCCAUCCUCGCUGGUGGCGACGAGGCGGUGGUUAACUGGCUCGCCCCGCUCUUCGCCCAUCUCGGCAGGCCGACCUACAUGGGUCCUCCCGGCAGCGGCCAGAGCAGCAAGAUCGCCAACCAGAUCGCGGUGGCCGGGGCGGUGGUCGGCACCAGCGAGGCACUGGCGUUCGCCAACGCCGCUGGGCUCGACGCGCCGCUGUUCCUCGACGCGGUGUCCAAGGGCGCGGCGGGCUCGCGCGUCAUGGACAUCUUCGGCGAGCGCAUGCUGAACCGUGAGUUCGUGUCCGGCGGCGCCGUGAGAUACAUCAUCAAGGACCUUGGCAUGGCGCUGGAGACCGAGGAGGGACCAGAGGGGGCCAAGGCGCUGCCAGGGGCAGCGAUAUUCCGCCAGAUGUUCUCCGCGAUGGCGUCGAAUGGCGACGGCGACCUGGGCAUGCAUGCAUUGAUCACCGUCGUUGAGCGCCUCAACGGCAUUCGCAAGUGCAAUCUUAUCUCUUUCCCUCCAAAAAAAAAAACUUCAGAAGAGGAGAGUGGCACAGGAGCAAGAAUGGCGGCGGCAGGCUCGCUCGGACUUCUCCAGGUGCCGUCUUUCACGGCGAGCCGGCCAGCUGCACGGCGAGCUCUGUUCGCCGUGAGAGCCUCGGCUGCUGAUGCCACCAAGGACUCCGUCCUCAAGGCCUUCCGCGAGAAGAGAGCUCUCAAGAUCAUUUCAGGGCUUCAGAAUUUCGACAGGAGCAGUGUUGCCUCUGUUGUCUCAGCUGCAGAUAAGGGAGGUGCCACCCAUGUUGAUAUAGCAUGUGACCAAGACUUAGUAAAGCUUGCUCUCGAGCUAACUUCUCUUCCGAUUUGUGUCUCCUCCGUAGAUCCUUCAGCGUUCCAUUCUGCAGUAGAAGCUGGCGCAAAGAUGAUUGAGAUUGGAAACUAUGAUUCUUUUUAUGACACAGGCAUCGAAUUCUCUUCUGAGAAGAUCUUAAAGCUGACCAGGGAGACAAGGGGAAUGCUUCCGGAUAUCACACUGUCCGUGACAGUUCCGCAUACCCUGAGCCUACCAGAUCAGGUAAGACUUGCAGAGCUACUCGAAGAGGAAGGCGCUGAUAUCAUCCAAACUGAAGGAGGAAAGUGUUCUAGUCCAACAAAUCCUGGAGUGCUUGGAUUAAUUGAAAAGGCAACACCAACUUUGGCUGCUGCAUACUCUAUCUCUCGGGCUGUCAGCAUUCCAGUGAUGUGUGCAUCAGGGCUAAGUUCAGUGACUGCACCAAUGGCAGUAACUGCAGGAGCUGCUGGUGUGGGGGUUGGUUCUGCUGUCAACAAACUUAACGAUGUCGUCGCAAUGGUCGCUGAGGUGAAAAGUAUCGCAGAAGCAUUGGGUUUGCCUUCAAGGAACGUGCCUAACAACUUGAGAACAGUUCACCAUUAGUGCUAGUGACCUCCUUUUCUAGUGCCAGUAAUUAGUAAUAAGAAAUACAAAGAUGCAGACAUGCAGUAGCUUAACAUGUUUUUCUUUGUCUGCUGCCUUUUGUAACAUACAAUGCAAUGCAGAGGUGCUCAUCGAGUCAAUAUCACCAGUCAGGUCAUCUUUUGUAAUGUCUCUUUUGCUAGUGGACUAUGAUCAAGUUUCAGUUUCGGAUAUGUGAAUUUCUUGAUAAGAUAUUCUGUGCAUUCAAUUGUCA